AUGGCGUCCGUUGCCCAAUUCAAACGUCUCGUCCGCUUCGUGCCUCGAUCAGACUCGUCGAAGGUUUUGAUAGGACAGCCAAGCGAUGAAAAUGUCGAUGUUGGGCUUGCUUUGCGGAAGGGCCAGGAUGUGUCGGUGGACAUCUUCUCGGGAUCUUCUGUCCUCUCUCCUGGGAAGCAGACCGGAAGUAGUGCUAUCAUUGACAGAGUCCUGUCGCCAUUAGCGGUAUCUGAAGUGGGAACUAUUCGAUGCAUUGGUUUGAAUUAUAAACAACAUGCUGCCGAGGUCAACAUGGCACUUCCGACGGUGCCAACAGUUUUUAUGAAACCCAACACCUCCCUCGGGGACCCUUGGCCCACGCCAACAAUACUUCCCAAGAUUACCCAGGAAGACGACUGUGGGGACUAUGAAUCUGAAUUAGCCGUGGUCAUUGGGAAGACAGCAAAGAAUGUCUCUGAAGCAGAUGCGUUGGACUACGUCUUGGGCUACACGGCCGCCAACGAUAUAUCGAGUCGUACGAGUCAGUUUGCUCAGAGCCAGUGGAGCUAUUCCAAGGGUUUCGACGGAGCUUGUCCUAUAGGCCCUGUUCUUGUCUCACCGAGUUUGAUACCCGAUGCAUCAAAACUGCAUAUUCGUGGCCUCAAGAAUGGAGAAGUGCUUCAAGAUUGUGGAAUCGACGAUCUCAUCUUCUCCCUACCCAAGAUCAUCAGCUUCCUAUCUCAAGGGACGACAUUGCCUGUCGGCACUUUGAUCAUCACUGGCACGCCGGCCGGAGUGGGAAUUGUCCGCAAGCCCAAGGUGACAAUCAAGGCUGGCGAUGAAUUCGCCGUAGAGAUUUUACCACAUAUCGGCACUUUGGUGAACGUGUUUGAGAAUGAAAAGUAG
Exophiala bonariae is the source of this 885-nucleotide messenger RNA. RefSeq lists its product as uncharacterized. The record is from RefSeq and is a predicted model, not a curated record. The coding region runs from base 1 to 885 and encodes 294 amino acids. NCBI's taxonomy places the organism in Eukaryota, Fungi, Ascomycota, Eurotiomycetes, Chaetothyriales, Herpotrichiellaceae. Gene Ontology annotation, molecular function: acetylpyruvate hydrolase activity. The transcript has 6 exons.